AAACAAGUGAAUAGAGCUCAAAACAAAAGUUGUCUCGGGGGUAUUAUAAACCCUUGAGGAGACAGAGCAAGAAAGGAGCAAAAUGGCAUCGUCCCUGACGAGGGGAGUGAAAUGUGUAGCAAAAUCAUCAUCAUCAGUGUCAGCUGGUUGGGAAUGGUUGUUGGUUUUGCGAAGCUCUUCUAACCGUUUUUACGCUGCUGCCAAAGCCAAGGCCUCUUCUUCUUCUUCUUUGAAUGGUGCGACGAUGAGAGAGUCCUCGAUUCCGUCAUCAGAAAAAGAAGAAGACUUGGAGGACCUAGUUCCCACCUCUGGAAUCAGCCGCCCUCUCUCUGAAAUCCUCAAAGAACUCAACAAGAAAGUCCCCGAUUCCCUCAUCAGGGUUCGCACCGAAUCUGAUGGCUUCCCCGUCAAAUACAUCCCCUG
Camellia sinensis is the source of this 423-nucleotide messenger RNA. The record is from RefSeq and is a predicted model, not a curated record. NCBI's taxonomy places the organism in Eukaryota, Viridiplantae, Streptophyta, Magnoliopsida, Ericales, Theaceae.